Molecule: messenger RNA, 2099 nt
Organism: Cannabis sativa
Lineage: Eukaryota; Viridiplantae; Streptophyta; Magnoliopsida; Rosales; Cannabaceae
Product: F-box protein At3g07870
Exons: 3
Coding region: 334-1863 (509 amino acids)
Molecular function (GO): protein binding
Source: RefSeq, a predicted model, not a curated record
AAAAAAAAACCUAAUGAAAAUUCAUUAAAAACAAUAUAGAAAAAAACCUAAUGAAAAUUCAUUAAAAACAAUAUAUACAGUAUUUUAUUUUUUUUUUUGGAAAAAAAAAAUCUCUUGGAAAAUGGAAAUUGAUUAGCAGAGAAAAAGUGGCGCCUCUUACUAUAUAGUUUCCCGCCAAGUAGUAAGGGAGAGCAAAGUUCCCUAUAUAUAAAUACUACAUAUAAGUUACUUACUUAUAACCAAACCAAACCAAACCACACAAAUGCAAACCAAUUUCAUCUUCUCUUCAAAUUUCUGCAACUGCACCUACUCUCCUCUCUCAAUCUCUCUCUGAUGAUUUGUAGAAGAAUGGCUGUGAAAAGAAAACGGAUAUCACUAGCUAGUGAAACUGAGAUGAGUAGGGUAGAUGAGUUGAUUCAAAUUUCAGGUUCUUCCUUAAUCGAUCUUCCUAACCGCAUACUCGUUCAAAUCCUCCUCACUCUUCCCACUAAGACCAUUGUUUUCUGCAAAUCUGUAUGCAAGAAAUUGCGUAAUCUGAUCUCGAAUGUUCAGUUCGUUAAAUUGCAUUUUGCUCGUGCAAAGCCCCAAUUGUUGAUCAGGACUCUUGAUCCGACUCGAAUUUCGCGAACUCUGUACUUGGUUGAGCCUGAUAUUGAAGAUGGACCUGGUUUCGAUUUAGAAUGCUGCUCGUGUGAAUGGAAAGAGAAAGAUGAUAACAGUUAUUGUCACAUAGAACUGAAUACCAAAUUGAAGAUCCCACUGCGAAAUGCAGAAAGUGUUCUGAAUUACCAAAUUGAUCAUCCUGAAACGAAGCAUAAGAAGAAGCGUAGCCUUAAUUUGAAGCCAAAGGAUCAUAAGUACAAGAUUGUGAAUUCUUGCAAUGGAUUGCUUUGUUUGUCUGAGCCGUCGCGGAAUGAUCCCAUUUCAGUUUGCAAUCCAGUAACUGGAGAGUUCAUAAACCUUCCACCCAGUAAUUGUGAUGAUGAAGCUCUCAGUGGUGUCAUUGAUUGUGGAUUGGGAUUCAGUCCAGAGAGUAAUCAAUACAAAGUCAUUAGAGUUUAUCAGAAGAACACUUAUGUUACACGUCCUGAGAAUCAUUACGAUACCUCUUUCAGAUGUACCAACUCAUUUGCAGUUGUACACACUCUUGGGACAGAUUCAUGGCGUAGUGUUGAUCAUGCUCCUCAGUCAUGUUACAAGCUUGGAUUUCCUACCUAUCUUGAUGGAGCUCUGUAUGGGCUUUAUGUCAAACACGAGAGACCAAAUUAUAUAAUUUCUUUUAAUUUCGAACACGAGCAAUUCGAGCUACUUGAACUUCCACGCCAAUGCUGGCACUCGUGGUCUUCGUGGAGGAAUAUGAGUCUGGGAGUUUUACGUGGUGAACUUUGCCUAUGCGAUGGUUCUGACAUUUCCAUGAAGAUUUGGGUACUUAAGAAACGUAGCGAUUUUGGUAAAUCUUGGGAGAAAUUGUUUAGUAUGGACUCUGAUUUUCCAUAUGGGUUAUAUCAACCUAUUCAUUACUUCAAUUCUGGAGCUCUUUUGUUGUUUCGUAACAACACGAGUGGACUGGUGUACUCUGAGUCAGGUGGCUACAUGUUCAAAUAUCUUGGGCUUUGUGGCCCUAAAUCAAGGUACGAAGUCAUGGUUCACACUCCCAGCUUUAUUUCGCUCAAGGACAUUGUUGCUGAAAAUAAUAAUGUUGAGAUACUCAAUGUCAAUACAAGAUGUGGGAGCUUGAAACUGCUAGGAGAGACUAAAGCUCUGUUUUUGGAGGGACAAGAUGAACUUGAUGGGUAUCUUGAUAUCUCUGAUUACGAAGUUGAAGAAGAUUACUGGACCAAGUACUUGUGGAGGAAGCAUUGACGUAAUCUUUCUAGUGUGCUUAUAAGAUUAGACUAAUAGAUCAAUCAAGCUGAUGUUUAGAGUGGUAAUACCUUUAUUUCUCCUUAAUUAACUUUUUGUCAUAUUGGAGAUAGAAUGUUUAGUAUAUCAACACUUAUAUGUUGUUGGAUAUGAUUGAGACUGCUUUGUUGCUAACUUGCUAGUGUUAUUGGUUAUUAGUAUUACAUGCAAAGUUCACUUUUUCACAACUUGAUCAA